Trichobilharzia szidati is the source of this 675-nucleotide messenger RNA. Lineage: Eukaryota; Metazoa; Platyhelminthes; Trematoda; Strigeidida; Schistosomatidae. The record is from the annotation of a GenBank genome assembly.
AUGAAUACAGCUGGUCAUACUCACAAUACUUCUAAUGAUACUGUCAAUGCUAGAUUCAGCAGUCCUCAACAUUUUCGAGAAGGUAUUUCCCGUCUUCUUGAGCAGAGUACAAUACAUGGAUUGCCGCAUAUUUCAACAUCAUCAAACAAUUGUGCACGAUUAAUAUGGUUCACUUUAUGGUUAGCUGGUGUAGCCGGUUUCCUGACUAACCUUUCGCAUGUUGUAGCACAUUAUUUAUCACAUCCAAUUUUGACCAGUUACCAUGAGGAUCAUGAAGAAUUUGUGUGGCCAGAUAUCACUUUCUGUAAUACUAUGGCACCGUAUAAUUUAAAUACACAGGAAAGACGAGCACUGUGGAAUCGCUAUGUCAAUCGGGCGAGAAAUCUUUCAACAAUGAAUCAUAUACCGAAAGAUCUGUUUAUUAGUAUUGAUGAAGCCGAUACUGAUGAGAUUUUCCUUCAGUCACUAGUACGUUCAAGUAUACCUCAUUGGAGAUUCAGUGUUGGCGAUGUAGAGGAUAUGUUUGAUUAUAUCGCUCGAGAGGAUAGACAUGAAGGGAUACGACUGACAGUAGAGAUGGAUGUGAAAUUAACUGAAAUGCCAAGACCAUGGAAAAAUUAUUUCUAUACACAAAUAUUACAAAAGCAUUAUAAUGUACCAUGUCACAACUUUCAG